AUGAACGUCAAAAAGAUUCUCCAGGCCGGUCUAGGAUUCGUCAUCAUUCUCGUUAUAUUCGUCUUCGUUAGAGAACUCGCCCGCGAGACAGCCGUCCACCCAUCUCACUCUCCCACCAAUGCUAACCGCAAGGAGGCUCCUCAUGAGAUCAUAGAGCAACUUAAAGAGCAGGUAGCGGGUCGCGAGGCGGAAAACACAGAGAUGCAAGAUCUGGAGAAGGAGAUCCAACGGCUGAGACAGGACAUCAGAGUUCUAUCGAGCGGCGGAGGGCUUCCGACCGGAGCGCACUUAACGGCGACGGAUUUAAAGACCGCCGCAGAUGUAGGGGUGGACGCCACGGCUAUAUGCGAGCAGCAGCUAUCUCACUGUAAGAGGCAGAAGCUUGAGGGGCGUUCCUUACUCUCCAGUACUCCUUCCGCGGAAGGUGGUUCAGCUUCCGCUACUGUCUCCGCGCCAACGGCGGGCGCGGAAGGGUCAGCAGGACCCGCGGGUGGCGCAGGGGGAGCGGGGGAAGUGGCGGAAGGGGGUUCCAGCGCCGUUCCGCCAGUCUCCCCCGCGGUGGCGGAGCUUCAGCGGAAGCUGGCGGAUCUACGGACGGCGUACGAUGCGAUGAUGAUCGACAAGCGCAAUCUGACGGCUGAGCUCGCGCGGCUGUCCCACAACGGCACGUGCGGACCGUUGGUCAAUCUGACCAUGGUGGAGGGCGCGGCUCGGGACCUAGCUUCGGAUUGCGCGGAUGCUGCUAAGAAGCAGACGGAAGCGGAAAUGCAGAUAGUAACCGGGGGAGCUGGGGGAGCCGGCGGAGGGGGAGGGGGAGCGGAAGGGGGAGGAGAAACUGGAAAGAAAUUGUCUCCUCAUGAGGAAAAACUGAUGUCAGUUCGAACGUGUAACGGGUCAGAUGAGGAGUUACAACUGUACAUGAACUACACUGCCAGACAGGCGUGUCCCGACGACUGGUUACUCGCUCAACGGCUCAUGUUUGAAAAGAACUGCUUCUGCCUGCCCCGCCGGCUCUGCUUCGCAGCCACUCCACCGCAUUACACCGAACCGCACCUUGGCCCGCCGGAUUCGCUUUUCAGUCAGGAGAUGUUGCGAGAUGAGAAUGUGCGGUGGGGAUUGCACGAGUGCAAGUCGUACGCGUGUGUGAAUUCACGGGAGAAGGGGGAGUGCAGGAAUUGUUUUAACAUGAGUUUGGAGGUGAAGCGGUGGCAGACGCCGUACCUGGGUACCAUACAUAUGGCGCAGGUCUGGCAGCUCAAGCCUCCCGGCUCGCUUCGGAUCGGCCUGGAUGUGGGUGGAGGUUCGGGGAGUUUUGCAGCUCACAUGGCCCGUUACAACGUAACCAUUCUUACAACUUCGAUGAAUAAGGAAUUCAUUGAAGGUGUAGAUGGGGGGCUGCCUUAUAUGGAGACUAUUGCUUUAAGAGGAUUGGUGCCGCUUCACGUCCCCACUAAAGCCCGGCAACCGUUUUUCGACAACACCCUCGAUAUAAUACACUCGGCUCAAAGUGUCCGAUACUUUUCAGUUUCGGAACUGGAGGAGCUGAUGUUUGAAUGGCACCGGAUUCUUCGGCCAGGCGGCAUUAUUUGGUUUGAGCUGCUGACAGCUCCUACAAGCAAGAUGAAGCAGUAUAUAGUGGUGAUUAACAUGUUCAAGUAUAAGCAGCUGUACUGGGAUCUUGCGCCUGUGAAUGAUCCGAAGAAGAGCAAGACCCAUGUCUACUUGAACUGUGUAUUGGAGAAGCUUAGGAACGGAGGGCAGCAGGAGCUGCCGAGCGGAGGGCAGCGGCAGCUGCCGAGUGGAGGGCAGCGGCAGCUGCAGAGCGGAGGGCAGCAGGAGCUGCAGAGCGAAGGGCAGCAGGAGCUGCAGAGCGGAGGGCAGCAGCAGCUGCAGAGCGGAGGGCAGCAGCAGCUGCAGAGCGGAGGGCAGCAGCAGCUGCCGAGCGGAGGGCAGCGGGAGCUGCAGAGCGGAGGGCAGCAGCAGCUGCAGAGCGGAGGGCAGCAAGAGCCGGUUUGGGUGUUGGAUGUGGAGAUGGCGGACGAGGCUUGCACCGAUGAGCUGGAAUCAAGCCCCAUGGAGGGGGAGAAUGCCAACCCUGAUUCCCCGGACCAAGCGGAAAGGCCCCGAGCGCGGGGCCGGGGCCGGAGGCGACGGGCAACCAAACUGCAGCAGUUGCAGAGCGGAGGGCAGCAGCAGCUGCCGAGCGGAGAGCAGCAGCAGCUGCAGAGCGGAGGGCAGCAGCAGUUGCCGAGCGGAGGGCAGCUGCAGCUGCAGAGCGGAGGGCAGCAGCAGCUGCCGAGCGGAGGGCAGCAGCAGCUGCAGAGCGGAGGGCACCAGCUGCCGAGCGGAGGGCAGCAGCAGCUGCAGAGUGGAGGGCAGCAGCAGCUGCAGAGCGGAGGGCAGCAGGAGCUGCAGAGCGGAGGGCAGCAGCAGCUGCAGAGCGGAGGGCAGCAGCAGCUGCAGAGCGGAGGGCAGCAGCAGCUGCCGAGCGGAGGGCAGCGGGAGCUGCAGAGCGGAGGGCAGCAGCAGCUGCAGAGCGGAGGGCAGCAGCAGCUGCAGAGCGGAGGGCAGCAGCAGCUGCAGAGCGGAGGGCAGCAGCAGCUGCAGAGCGGAGGGCAGCAGCAGCUGCAGAGCGGAGGGCAGCAGCAGCUGCAGAGCGGAGGGCAGCAGGAGCUGCAGAGCGGAGGGCAACGGCAAUUGCAGAGCGAAGGGCAGCAGCAGUUGCAGAGCGAAGGGCAGCAGCAGCUGCAGUGCGGAGGGAUGGAGCUUGCAAGGCCGUUAGAGGGGGGCAUGGAGACGGAGUCUAGCAGGAGGGUCUUGCCGGCGUGUUCGAGUGGAGAGGAGCACCCAGACCCUACAUUGACACCCCCGCCCCGCAUUCCGGAGAAUCAUGCGUCGUAUCCCACAGCGCGCUAG
Messenger RNA from Closterium sp. Naga37s-1, 2916 nucleotides. Lineage: Eukaryota; Viridiplantae; Streptophyta; Zygnematophyceae; Desmidiales; Closteriaceae. The record is from the annotation of a GenBank genome assembly.